AUGUCUGAAUUUGAAGGAAUUAGUGUUACAAUGAAGAAACAGAGCGAGAGUGGUAAAUGUGAAGAAAUGGAGAAGCUUUGCCGAAUAUGUAAUCGCCCCUAUCUUCCAUCCUCCAAUUCAUCCUCUUCAUGCCGUUUCCAUCCUUCUUUUUUCGUCUGUCGUCGCCACGACGACCAAAAGAGGUACUAUGAAUUGGGACCCAAUGACCCGCCGUAUGCUGCCAAAUUCUACGACUGUUGUGGGGCUGAGGACGUCGAGGCGUCUGGUUGCACCACCAGUUUCCAUGUUUCUUAUGAUGAAUGAUCAUGACGACAAUAUCUGAAGCUCAUUUUUACUCAGAGAAGACUUAAUGAAGAAUGGGUUCAGACAAAGUUAUACUGUAAAAUUUUCUUUUAGGAAACUAAAAGUUGAUUUUGGUUUCUUUUAUUUUGUCUUACAGAUGGUGUAAAGUAAGUUCUGAAUCUGGGACAGAGAAGAUUAUAUGUCGAUUUCUCUUGGGACAUUAGAGAGAGAGUAAAAACAAAUGAGUGGUGAGGGAUUCACAUGUAGGAUUAAACAUUAUGGAAAUGAACUGUAGAAAGAUAUGGUGGUUACAGACUACAGAGUGUUUUGUAUAUAUAUAUAUUUUUGUUUGAGUUUAUUUCUUCAAAUGUUCUUGGAGAGAGAGGGGGGGUUUAAAGUAUGUAAUGUUUGGCUGACACUAGAAUAUGAAUAACAGUGAACAAAUAAAAUAAGAAAAGAAACACAUGUUCUGUUCCCACAA
Molecule: messenger RNA, 763 nt
Organism: Cucumis melo (muskmelon)
Lineage: Eukaryota; Viridiplantae; Streptophyta; Magnoliopsida; Cucurbitales; Cucurbitaceae
Exons: 3
Coding region: 1-303 (100 amino acids)
Source: RefSeq, a predicted model, not a curated record